GGAAAUGGUGGUUUCUAUGGUAACCCCUGAGCGGGUUGCCUGGGAGAUGACCCCUUUUGGUCUCUUUGAAUCUUAGCUGUAGCAUUACCUUGAAGGAGGAUCGAACAUCCUGGGCUGUCUCCUGCCAUGAUUCCCGGGAAAUACCGCUCCGUUUCUGGCCGGGCUGCAAACAACGUGAACUGUGGACUUCAUCUGGUUAUUCAAACGUCGUCACUUUCUGACAAAAACAAAGUCGAAUUCAAGCUUAAUAGAGAAGCCCCAUCAUUUCCUGGUAGACUUUUACAGCAUGACCUGGAGAGAAACUACUCGAGUAGGCAAGGAGAUGGAAGAGUAAUAAGUCCUUCGCCUCGUAAUAAGUCAUCAUGCAUCUCAUCCACAACUAACGUGACAGAACUCUGUGGGCUGGACAUGAGAACUGCCACAACCUCCUUGUCAGCAUUUGGAGACUCUUCCAUUCAGACACCUUCAAAGCCCAGAAUCCGGCAGGGCUGUCAUAGUGCUGGCCCCAAUGUAUCUGGUGAUCACAUUAAUCUGGUGAGCUCAUCAAUGCCAUCAUUCCCUAUUCUCCAGCGUUCUUCUGAAGAGAAAACUCUGUACUCAGACAGGCUGACCCUAGAAAGACAAAAGUUGACUGUGUGCCCUAUCAUCGACGGGGAAGAGCAUCUUCGUUUGUUGAACUUUCAGCACAAUUUUAUAACUCGGAUCCAAAAUAUUUCUAAUCUACAGAGAUUAAUCUUCUUGGACUUAUAUGAUAACCAGAUUGAAGAAAUUAGUGGGCUUUCCACUCUGAAGUCCCUUCGUGUUCUCCUAUUAGGGAAAAACAGAAUCAAGAAAAUCUCAAAUCUGGAGAAUCUAAAAAAUUUAGAUGUCUUGGACCUUCAUGGGAAUCAGAUUACCAAAAUUGAAAAUGUGAAUCAUUUGUGUGACUUGAGAGUUUUAAACCUUGCCAGGAACCUCUUGAGUCACGUUGACAAUCUCAACGGUCUGGAUUCACUCACGGAACUGAACCUUCGACACAACCAGAUCACCUUUGUGAGAGAUGUGGAUAAUUUGCCCUGCCUCCAACGCCUCUUCCUCAGCUUCAACAAUAUAACUAGCUUUGAAAGUGUUUCCUGCCUUGCCGAGUCAACUUCCCUCUCGGACAUCACCUUUGAUGGCAACCCAAUAGCUCAAGAGUCAUGGUACAAACACACGGUCCUUCAGAAUAUGAUGCAGCUGCGUCAGCUAGACAUGAAGAGAAUCACGGAAGAAGAAAGACGCGUGGCAUCUGUUGUGGCCAAAAAAGAGGAGGAGAAGAAGAGGGAGAGUCACAAGCAGUCCUUGCUGAAGGAGAAGAAGAGGUUAACAAUUAACAAUGUCGCUCGAAAGUGGGACUUGCAGCAACGAGUUGCCAAUAUUGCCAACACUCAGGACAGAAAGGACUCUGAGUCUCCUGCUCAGGACUCCUGUCAGAUCGAUGGAAGCACCGUCUCUGCGUUUCCAGAGGAAGCAGGGUCUCUAGAUGGAGGUCUCAGCAGUGCGUUACAAGGCUUGUCUGUCACAGAAACACACUUGGUGGAGAUAGAUGGAGAAACCCUUUCGCUGUACGGCUCAGGGGCGCUGGAAUGCCUGGAUCGUAACUGGAGUGUUCAAACAGCUGGCAUGGUCACCACCGUCUCAUUCACGUUCAUCGAGUUUGAUGAAAUUGUUCAAGUACUUCCCAAACUGAAGAUGAAGUUUCCAAAUUCUCUGCAGUUCAACGCCCUCGCACAGCUUCGUCGGGUCGACCAGUUGACAAUCGAUCCUCAGGGAAACCCAGUGGUCAACUUUACACUCUGGAAAUACUACGUACUGUUUAGGCUCAGCCACUUCAGCAUGCAGAAAAUAAACGGAACAGAGGUGACACAAAAUGACAUGAUAAUGGCUGAGAGGCUCUUUGGAAUCCUAGCACAUGUAGCAUCCUCCGAGCUGCCUCAGUACCGCAUGAUUUCAAUUCUGGGUGAUGCCAGGAAGAAGCAGUUCCGAUAUCUCCUGGAAAGCAAAGGUAAAAAGCCUGGCAUCAUCUGUGAGGAGACGAGUGACAGCAAGAGGUUCUUGGGGGAGAACACGAACCGCGCUACCCUGAAUUACACCACCCGAGAAUUCUACCACGAGAAGCUGGAGGAAAUAAAGGACAAGAAGAAGUUCUGCAGGUUGUAUGUAGAAGACCUGGUGAAGGAAGCCACAGCCAUCAACAUGAAGAACGAGGCCCUGCAGAAGCUGUGGCCUCAGAUGUUCAUCGAGCUUGUCAGGGAUGCCGUCAUAGAGGUCCGCAGCAAGGACUCCUACAUGAAGCUCUGCCUGCAGCAGGUCACCGACCAGAAAUAGGGACAGCUCCUACUUCAGACUUGAGCAACCGGAGCUUGUUUAAAGUUUGGCGAGAUGCAGGUUAGACACGAUGAGACACCACCACCACCGCACAGUCUAGUCUAGAAAGGGUGGCAUCCAAGCCCCGCCCCCUGCGCUGUGGAGAAAGGAGGGAGGCAGGAGAGAGGGGGACUCUUUUCCAUGCAUGCUGACCACACAACCUUGGGAAACCAAGCAGCGGUUGGAGGAGGCCUGGCUGCUGGGUCAGAAAUGCUUCUUCAGCUCCCGCUCUGACUGGUGUGCUUGCCCCAGUCCCAAGCACGCUGUGUGCUGAUGGGCCAGCAUGAGAUGUCCCGAGCACACUCACACUGUGUGCUGAUGGGCUAGCAUGAGAUGCCUCUACCAACCUCCAGCUGAGACUUUCUCUUUUUUUGCCUUUUUAUUUUAUGUCAUGAUUUCAAAGCCAAGCAUAUGUUCUUUUUUAUGAGUGAAGAAUAAAUACAUUAGUAAA
This is a messenger RNA of Grammomys surdaster, 2836 nucleotides long. RefSeq names its product leucine rich repeat containing 49 (gene Lrrc49). The record is from RefSeq and is a predicted model, not a curated record. The coding region runs from base 127 to 2346 and encodes 739 amino acids. NCBI's taxonomy places the organism in Eukaryota, Metazoa, Chordata, Mammalia, Rodentia, Muridae. The transcript has 17 exons. Gene Ontology annotation, molecular function: protein binding.